This is a messenger RNA of Euleptes europaea (tarantolino), 628 nucleotides long. Its product is annotated as phosphatidylethanolamine-binding protein 1-like. The coding region runs from base 1 to 564 and encodes 187 amino acids. Gene Ontology annotation, biological process: negative regulation of MAPK cascade. NCBI's taxonomy places the organism in Eukaryota, Metazoa, Chordata, Lepidosauria, Squamata, Sphaerodactylidae. The transcript has 4 exons. The record is from RefSeq and is a predicted model, not a curated record.
AUGCCGCUGGAGCUGGCGGCGUGGGACGGGCCUCUGAGCCUGGGCGAGGCGGACGAGAGGCCGGCGCAGCCCCUGCGAGUGCGCUACGGGGCCCUGGAGCUCGAGGAGCUGGGCCAGGCGCUCACCCCCACCCAGGUCCAGAAUUGCCCAACAUCCAUCGCGUGGAAUGGCUGCGACCCACAUAAACUCUACACCGUGAUCCUCACGGACCUGGACGUUCCAAGCAGGGCGAACCCAAAGAUGAGAGAAUGGCACCAUUUCCUGGUGACCAACAUGAAAGGCAAUGACAUCAGCAGUGGAUGCAUCCUGUCUGACUAUGUGGGAUCAGCACCUGCCAAAGGCACAGGACUCCACCGUUACGUAUGGCUAGUCUACGAGCAGCCCCAGCGACUGACCUGUGACGAACCUGUCUUGAAUAACAUCUCAGCUGCCAAGCGGGAGAAUUUCCGAGCCGCGUCUUUCCGCAAGAAGUACAAGCUGGGGCCCCCUGUGGCAGGCGUGUGUUACCAGGCUGAAUGGGAUAGCUUCGUACCAAAGAUCUAUGAGCAGCUGAACGUAAAAUAGAUGACAGCCUAGAAUUUGGCUCCCACCUGGCUGCAAUUGAUCCACUUGCAGCUCUUUCUUUCUU